Myzus persicae (green peach aphid) is the source of this 531-nucleotide messenger RNA. RefSeq lists its product as uncharacterized. The record is from RefSeq and is a predicted model, not a curated record. The transcript has 3 exons. Bases 1 to 531 code for a protein of 176 amino acids. Gene Ontology annotation, molecular function: protein dimerization activity. Lineage: Eukaryota; Metazoa; Arthropoda; Insecta; Hemiptera; Aphididae.
AUGAAUUUGAUAAAGAACAAGAAAAAUGUGAUGAAAAUAAAAUUAGAAAAUGAAGUUAAAAACUACCAAACGAAUCCAAUAACAGCAGUUGAACGUGAUUAUGGUCAAAAUGUAAAUUCUGAUGAAGACGAACCAGUCGAACCACCGACCAAAAAAAUACGAUCUCUUAUGGCUAAUAGUGAUGAAGAGAACGAAGAUGAAGAUGAACUUCAUAAGUAUAAAAGCAUGACAGCUAAAAUAAGUCAUAAUCAAGAUCCAUUAUUAUGGUGGAAAUACAAUGAGAGAAUAUAUCCUGCAGUUUCACAGAUGGCAAACAAAUAUUUAAGUGAAGUAGCAACAAGUGUUCCGUGCGAACGAUUGUUUAGUGAAGCUGGUCAAAUCAUUACUAAAAGAAGAAAUCGGUUAUCACCGGACAGAGUCAAUCAAUUACUUUUUUUGAAUUCAUAUUUGAAAGAAAAAGAUGAACCAAAUAAGGAUAAUGUAAUGGAAGCAAUUAUUCAAAAUUUGGAGGAAGCAGUGAAUAAUGAAUAA